Molecule: messenger RNA, 396 nt
Organism: Phoenix dactylifera (date palm)
Lineage: Eukaryota; Viridiplantae; Streptophyta; Magnoliopsida; Arecales; Arecaceae
Source: RefSeq, a predicted model, not a curated record
AUGGCAUCCGAGAAGCUCAUCCUCUUCUUCCUCCUCUUCCUCGCCUCAUGGGCUUCCACCACCCUGUCUCAGGAUGACCAAGGAGUGAAGCCAUGCAUAACGAAGCUGAUGCCGUGCGUCGAUUUCCUGCACUCCGGCAAGCGUCCAUCGUCGGUGUGCUGCAUGGCGCUGAAGAAUGAGCUGGAGAACGACGUUGGAUGCCUCUGCGAGUUACUCGGCGACGACAAGGCCCUCAAGGCCUUCAACGUUAUGCUGGCCGAGGUGAUCCAGUUUCCGACGCGCUGCGGUCUCCAUCCGGCGGAUGUCGGCAAGUGCAAAAAGUCCGGUGAUGUACCAAUGCCGCCAGUUAUUCCAAGGGACCCAUCAACGCCUCCAAAAUCCCCUACAAAAGGGUGA